UGCGCGAAUGAACUGAUAUAUGCUUGGUUGGUCGGCGCAAAACGUUGUUUGGACGUCAGCUUGCUGGGCCGGGUCUCCUUCGUCUGGCUCCGUCCAGACUUCACACCGAACACGUUGCAUUCCUCUCGGAUUGCCUGUCCUCGUCCAUAUUAUUAUUCCCAGGAUCCCACUCUUCUUUCUUCUCUAUCUGAUCUCUGCGAUCCAACGCGCGCAUCUUGAGCAGCAAACACUGCUGGACAGGUCUUGUUGCUCCCGCAUCCUUCUAGUCUCCGAGACCGUCGGGCUCGACAUCGCAGCGUCAAGGGUGCCCUUUUGCCCAUCUAGGAUGGACACGAUUUGGUGAUAUGCAAUAGUACUCGCAAGAAGACUGUCUGCUCUGUCUCACGGUCUCCUCUGUCUACGUCUUGUUUCCAUAGGCCAGGCCAUGCUGACGUGGAUUCCCCCGUUAGAGCAUAUCGGAGGUUCCCAGCUACAUUCACUUGUCUACUAUUGUCCACGCCCUAGAGACUCACUUCUUUGUCGAACCCUCCUGGGUCCCGGUGUCUCUCAUCAAUGACAUUCCAACCGGAAUUCUACGACCGUGUAUAUCGAAUACUGCAGGAAUCGGGUUGUCCAGACCAUCCGAGCGUCCGGAACUUCUUGAGCCCGGUCGAUUGGCUGGCUGCGGCCAAUUUACUACAAAUUACAACGUUACCUUGAUCAUUUCUUAGAUCUUGCUUGCCUACUACUAUCUCUACCAGUCCGACUUCCGAUCGCUGAUCCUACACUCGAACCCCCAUCUUCUCCUCCAGAGUUCACAUCCACACUUCCAAGGAAAAGGAUUUCAUUGCGAUAGUAUUGAGGUAGUACGGGACCAGAUCCAGCCCAGUCGCUGUGUAUUGACGAAGUAUUCUUAUCACUCUGCGAAUCCUUAGAGGGAGGUCACUCGAAUCUUUCACCCUUUUUCUUGGAUAUCGAAUUUACGGACAACAUGGAUGCAGCUGGUUCGGUACGCCCGGUUAAUGCGGACUCUGGUAUAUCCUCCUCAGCGGGACAAUUGAACCUACAGAAUAAUGUCAAUCAAUAUUCUGCUGUAAGCUCAGGAACGCCCAUUCAGCCUGGCCCAGGUGCCCAAGGUGAAACCCAGUAUGGAAAUUCUAACUCGACCACGACAUCGAGCAGUCAAGAGCCAAUCGUAAAUUCAUAUAGACUUGACUUCCCAGUGCCUGGGAUAAAUGUCCGGGUGCCAGGCACUGCACCUCAGUCUUUCGGGCCUAACACUGGCAACCCCGUCGAGCCAAGCAGCAAUAACGAAACGCUUGCGACCCCGCGCAACAUCUUCGAGGGAGGCAACGCUCUUCACUACGGCCAAGACCGUCCUAGUGGAUUCGAAAACAAUUGGCAGGACUACUCCCUGGGUGAACUUCACAGGCGCUCCAUGGCUCCCAUUCACACAGCGCCACAUCUGGUGCCUCCGAAUUCAUUCUACGUUAGCCGGCCGCCUACGCAUAUUUAUCCGCAUCCUGCACCCCUUUUGCAGCCUGUGACUGCACCCCCGACAAUGGCGCCUCCUUCAUAUCAGUUUAUCAAUCCAGCACCGGUAAACAUGCCGGUUCAGGCACUCCCUCGUCCUGGUCGCUACAUGCAUUUCCCGCAGUCUGGGGCUUCUCCGGUAGUCAACCAACACAGGAGGCAUAACCGCACGCAGAGUCUAAAUUCGAAUACGAUGUCUAGUGUCAAUCAAAACGCGUCUCACGCCCAGAUUCAUAAUAGCCGCCGCCGCACUAGAAAUACAGGUGAAGAAGAAUUACAUAGCCCACGUAGUAGGAUGUCACCUCCACAGCUUCAGCCACCACCAGCUGCGUUGGCACUGUCACCUACAGGGGAAUAUCACCCAGCCUUGACUCGGCAGCAGCGUGCAGAUAUCGCACGGAGGUUCCACCUGGGCGGGCUGCUGCACAGCAUGCAGACAAACGAGACGAGGGCUUUGCAAGCUUACGAGGGUAGCCUUGGAGGCCAUGGAGUGUAUCUCCGGGAAUCAGAGGAGAGCGAGUCUUCAUCACCAUCCCCCGCGAAAGGUCUUGAUAACCAAGAUGAUGGAAGGCCGGAGCCGAAAGAGGCAGAGGAGUUGACUGUCAAUCUCGAAUGCAAGGUAUGCAUGAGCCAACUUGUGGACACGGCGAUGCUUCCUUGUGGACACGCGGUAUUAUGCCGGUGGUGCGCAGAGCAGCACAUACCCUCGAGCCGGAGAGAUAAGACACGGCCCCGGGGGAAGAAUGCGACAUGCCCAAUGUGUCGUGCCCCGGUUAGGCAGAAGGUUCAGAUUUACUUGUCAUGAGAAGCCUAUGAGUCGAUGCUGCUGAUGUUUCAUUCACUGACGUAUAUCACACGUUUGAUGGCCUUGUUCUAUUGCUCUUUUUCUCUCCAGUUGUUUACGAUAUCAUAUGUGCUGAUAUCUGGGUCCGAGUGUUUUCUUUUUUCUUUUCUUUUUUUUAAAUAAAAAAAAGGGGGGUGGUUGGGGUUCUUCUUUGUCUAUCGCAUAGCAUGGCGUUGCCGCGGCUGGGAAUUUGUACCGCUCUGAGUUGAUAAUCUGUGAUCUUUGACUCCUUUGUUUGCUUUGCUGUGCCAAUUGUGUCUAGAUAGUUGAAUGGCAUAUGCCCC
This is a messenger RNA of Monascus purpureus, 2640 nucleotides long. NCBI's taxonomy places the organism in Eukaryota, Fungi, Ascomycota, Eurotiomycetes, Eurotiales, Aspergillaceae. The record is from the annotation of a GenBank genome assembly.